GUCCCAAAUAUUUCCCCCAAAAAAAUCUCUCUCCUCUCCUCUUCUUUCUAUUCCCAUCUUCACUAUUCCCCUCACUUCCAUUUCCAUAAUUCCAUGUGCUCCGCUUCAUCACCUCCUGCUGGCAUCUUUUUCUCUCUCCUCUCCCACCUUCUCUGCUCACUCCAUGUGAACUGAACUCUUUCUUACAACUACUCCUAAAUAUCUUCAAACACUAAAAAAAAAUUAACAUUUUACCAUAUUUUCUCUCUCAUCUUUUCUGCACUUGAUGAAGAAUGUUCAUUGAAUGUCUCUGUAACUCUUAAAACCUCCAUGAAUUGAAUUUCUGACCUUCUUUACUUUCUCUCUCUUAACUUAUAUUUACUUCUUCAAUGGAGUCUUCUACUCGUCUUGAUUAUGUCCUGUUUCAGCUCACUCCCACUCGAACCAGAUGUGAAUUGGCGAUUUUCGCUGGUAAAUCGAAUGAGAAGUUAGCGUACGGAUUACUAGAGCCGUUUAUUGCGCAUUUACGAUCUGCGAAAGAUCAGAUUUCGAAAGGAGGUUAUUCAGUCACACUUCGUCCGCCUUCUUCUUCUGUGAAUGCUCACUGGUUUACUAAAGGAACACUGCUGAGGUUUGUGAGAUUUGUAAGUACGCCUGAAGUUUUGGAGAGGUUUGUGACAAUAGAGAGAGAGAUAGCGCAGUUGGAGAAUUCGAUUAAAUCGUAUGACGCUUCGAAUGCUGCUGAUGGUGCUGAGAAUGAAGGAAAUGCAACUGCUAUUAGCGGAAAUUCAAAAGAUUCAGGUGCUGCUUUCAAGUCAAAAGGUGAAUCCAAUGAAGAAAGUGAUCAUGCACAAGAAGAAAAUUCUAAGGUUCGUCUCCAUCGAGUGCUGGAAACUCGUAAAGCAGUCCUCCGCAAAGAACAAGCAAUGGUUUAUGCUCGAGCUCUGGCUGCUGGAUAUGAAAUGGAUAAUCUGCAUGACCUUCUUUUGUUUUCUGAUGCUUUUGGUGCUUCACGCAUGAGGGAAGCUUGCAUUAAUUUCAAGGAUCUGUGCAAGAAGAAAAAUGAAGAUAGACUUUGGGUGGAUGAGAUUGCAGCAAUGCAGGCUAUGGUGCAGCCAGAAUUGACAUACCUGGGAACAUCUGGAAUCAUUGUUGCUGGUGAAGAAAAUGAUCCCUCCCAAAGUUUAAUGACUGCUGGGAAGCAGAAUGGUAGCACAGAUGUGUCAAUGUCUGAUUCUAUGACUAGUCAUGGAAGUUCAGAUGCAAACCAAGAUUCGCAAACUCUUGCAACUGAUGCGAAAGUGCAAAUGCCAAAUUCAUGGGCACAACAAUUUCCUCCAUACCUACGUAACUUCCAGGGUCCCAUAUAUCAGCAAAUGCCCCCUUAUCAAGGGUAUGGCUUCAAUGGCAUGCAGGUUCCCCCCCAGUAUUACCCUGCAAAUAUGCCUUGGCCUUCCGAUGUUAAUGGUUCUGCUGAUCAUGAAUUACAUAAUCGUCGUGAUCACAAAUCAUCAUCCAGGAAGAAGGGUAAAGCUUCUAAUGCACGGGGAUCAGAGAAGGAGGAUCAUGAAGAACACACUGAGUCCAGUGGAUCUGGUUCUGAGACAGAUUCUUCAUCCGAGCGAUCUCAUAGGAAGAAGCAUGGGAAAAAAUCUUCAAGGAAAGUCGUGAUACGCAAUAUUAAUUACAUUUCGUCCAAACGAGAUGGAGAGAAGGAUGGUUCUUCUGAGACCGAUUCAUCUGACGAGGAUGAUUAUUUGAAUGGUGAUUCCCUCAAGCAGCAGUUGGAGGAAGCAGUUGGGUCCUUUGAGAAGCACAAGAAGUCAGCCUCUCGUCAUCACAAAAAACGUAUUGGAUCUAAGCACCUCAGUUCUAUUAAUGAUUCUGCUGACCAGGACGAUAAUGAAGAUGUUUCUGUCAAGAAUAAGAGUGGUAAGGGCAAUGAAAAUUGGGAUGCUUUGCAGCAGCUAUUAAUGAGGGAAGAGUCAGACUCUAACAAUCCUGAGCCACAUUCACUGUCGGUUGCAGAGAAAUAUUUUGCCACGGAGAAAUCCGGUGAUCAAAAUAUAUGUGCGUUCAAGCCAGAGGCAGAAGAGAGAUCUAAGCACAAACCAAGUGCGAUUCCUAAUGAUGCUUUUCUAGUUACUGAAAAGAAUGCAGGAAACACUGGUGACGCAGGUAUCAUCUCAGUUCAACGCUUUGACCCUAGUGAGAGUACUCCAGUAAUGAGAAGGGGUAGCACUCCCGAGGAGUUUCUUUUUUCACAAAGAAGUGAAGAACCAGAAAGCUAUGCUCGGAUGCCACUGUCUGAUGAUGUUGCACAUUCCUCUAUGUUCAAAAGCCAAACAAGUGAUGAUUGGUUUGUUGGUAAACAAUCAGGCGAAUCAGAAAAUCAGGGACGAAACAUCAGGUUUAUUGAAGGAGAUUAUGUGCGCUCUUCAGCUGAUAAAGAUGAGAGGAAAAGCAAAGAUGUUAUUAUUGAUGAUUCUCUCAUGAUUCAGGGGCGACUAACUGACGACCACCAUGAAUCUCAAUUGAAGACGGACAUUAGCCUCGUUUCUGAUAUGGUUGAGGCGGCUCUUUUUGAAAAUGAAACUGCAGUACCACAGAAAAAAUCUGAAUCACAUGAUUUCUAUGAACCAGACGAGCUUUACAUGGUCCGUGAUCGUGAUACAGUUGCAGAACAAACAGUACCAUCUUGGAGUCUUGAGCUAGAUUAUGAAAAUUUUAUUGCAGUAAAUAAACCUGCCAAGAAGUCAGAUAUAGAUGCCUGUUCAGACUCAAACUUAAUAUCAAAUGAAAAAGGUCCUGAGAUAAAAAAGAGCGGGAAACCUUCCAGUAAGGACUCUAGGUCAAGAACCUUGAGUGGAUCAUUGAGGAGAGCUAAACCUGAGACUACACCAGGGACAAACAAGUCAACAUUUGGGAGUAAAACAAAUACUCCCAAGAGCCUACUUGAGAAGAAACAAGAGGAAGAGAGAAGAAAGAGAAUGGAAGAGUUACUUAUUCGAAGGCAAAAACGAAUUGCUGAAAGGAGUUCUGGUAGUGCUGGUAAUGUGGUGACGUCCCGGAAGCCGCAAACUGGAAGUAAAGCAGCUACAGCCACCCUUAGCUCUGACAAGUCAAAACCCAAGCCCGUCCUCAGGAGUUCCACCAUCGAUCGUCUUGCAGCUGCGAAGACAUCUCCAAAAACCCCAAGCGCUCAACCUAAAAAAGAAGCUCCUAAGGUGAAAAGUGCUAAUGUGAAUAGUGGAUUGCGGAAGACCACAAGUGCAGAUGCCAAGAAACUGAAUGCAGACAAGAACAAACCUUCAGAAGAGAAAGCUGGUGUUGAAAUUAUAAAUGGGGUAAGUCUAUUAGUUUCAGAUGUCAAGGAGGAAAAAGGUACUACUAAGAUUGAUGCUGCAACACCAGCAAUAGAGUCUUCCAAUAAGCAAGGAGUGAAUGCUUUCCAUGAGGUCAAUGGUCCAAAAGACAUUAAAGAACUGCACGUUACGUCAGCAAUCAUCAAUAAGGAUUUAAAAGUAGUAUCACGGAUGGAUAAUUCAGAUGAAAAGGUAGGCAACCCUCUUGAAGAUCAUCCCACAAUAUUGGAUUCUAUCACAGAAAAAAAUGAUAAUUUAUCUAAAGAUUCUUUUACCUUUCCAAAAGAGCCACAAGUUUCUGAUGAUAUUGAUAUAUCUGGUCCAGAAUUGAGUAUCCAUCCAUUGCCGGAAUCACCUCCAAAACAGUUGGAUUCUGCUUUGAUCGUAGAGGAGAAAGCUAUGAAAUACGAGAAUAGUCCAGAAUUUACAGAGAUAUCUGAGAUAGAAGAAUCAACUCCACCAACUAAAGAAAUGAGCGUAGAUCCCAUCCAAAUUAGGAAGAAAUGGGAUGGUGCUGAAAACUCUCCAAAAACAACCAAGGGGUUCAGAAAGCUUCUCAUGUUUGGUCGAAAGAAUUAGAAUUCGUUACAAUUUGUAAAGCAAAAGCAAAGAUAAAUUUUAUACAAGGCGGUUGAUGGUUCUCUCAUGUUUAUACUGCAGAUAAUAAACGAAGGAAGCGAGGGUUCCUUGCUGCUUAAUUUUUUUUCACUCGGCUAGAUACACGGUAUAAGGAUCAGCAGUUCCAUGUAUUGACUGUUGAUGCCUGCUGCCUAGUUUGAAGAGCAUGUGAUUUAUAACCUCCUGUGAGUUAUCCAGUUCAAGUACUUUAGGCUAUAGUGUGUGCAUAUGAUGUCUUGAUCUAGUACAUUAUUCAACUUAAUUCUUUCUUAAAUUUGUUUGCGGUUUGUAUUCUUUGGGUUAAUAUCUCGGUAUGUACUUGGUUAUAUACCUCUGUAAUGCAAUUUGUUGAGUA
Messenger RNA from Beta vulgaris subsp. vulgaris (sugar beet), 4317 nucleotides. RefSeq lists its product as hypothetical. The record is from RefSeq and is a predicted model, not a curated record. Gene Ontology annotation, biological process: positive regulation of DNA-templated transcription; response to light stimulus. Bases 369 to 3923 code for a protein of 1184 amino acids. The transcript has 9 exons. Lineage: Eukaryota; Viridiplantae; Streptophyta; Magnoliopsida; Caryophyllales; Amaranthaceae.